AUGUCGGCACCACAUGAUACCGUCACAACAGACAAUCCGGGCUUCAGCAAUCUCUCAUCACAACGUCGCUAUGUUCGAGCGGUCAUUACACUUAGCCAAAGGAAGGAUAUGGGACUUUCACUCUAUCGCCGGAUUGAAUACAACAACAACAACAACAACAACAACAACAACAACAACAACAACAACAACAACAACAACAACAACAACAACAACAACAACAACAACAACAACGACAACAACAACGACAACAUCAUCAUCGUCACGAAGCUUCAGGACAUUCGCUAA
This is a messenger RNA of Bacidia gigantensis, 285 nucleotides long. RefSeq lists its product as uncharacterized. Lineage: Eukaryota; Fungi; Ascomycota; Lecanoromycetes; Lecanorales; Ramalinaceae. The record is from RefSeq and is a predicted model, not a curated record. The transcript has 2 exons. Bases 1 to 285 code for a protein of 94 amino acids.